This is a messenger RNA of Naegleria lovaniensis, 678 nucleotides long. RefSeq lists its product as uncharacterized. NCBI's taxonomy places the organism in Eukaryota, Heterolobosea, Eutetramitea, Acrasida, Naegleriidae. The record is from RefSeq and is a predicted model, not a curated record. Gene Ontology annotation, cellular component: lysosome; extracellular region. Gene Ontology annotation, biological process: cell-matrix adhesion. The transcript has 2 exons. The coding region runs from base 1 to 678 and encodes 225 amino acids. Gene Ontology annotation, molecular function: calcium ion binding.
AUGAAGGCUAUCCUUAUUACAUUCGCUGCCUUAGUGCUCUUUUUGGGUGCUCAAGCCUGCUCCAUUGAGGCUCAACAGGCUCACUGCUUUGAUAAAUCCUUCCAAACUCAACUCCGUGUGUUUGAACCAAAGACUGAUUUCAUUGAUACUCAAAUGCUCUUUGUUGAUGCCGACGCUGGUUUGACUAGAACCGACAUGACCAUCAGAGAACCAGUCCCAAGAAAUGUGAGCGUUUACAUCAACUACAAACUCAAUAAGAGAUGGAUUUAUGAGAUUGCUCAAAACUUUUGCCAUUCUGAUAUUGUUACUCAACCUCAACAACCAUUCUGUAUUUCAUCCAAUGCUACUUUUGUAAGAUCUGAUGUCAUUGGUGGAUCCCUUAAGGUCGAUGUCUUUGAUGAAAAGUUAUUCGGAUUCUCCGCUCGUAUUCUCUAUGCUCCAGCAACCAAUACCCCUGUUGAAGUCAUGACUAAGUCUGGUGGUGUUGGUAGUGGAAUGAUCAUUGAGGAGUAUUUUAAUUGGAUUCAUCAAAAGCCUGCUGCUGCCGUCUUUACUUUGCCACAAGCUUGCAAGAACGUUGUUGCCUCUCCACAAAACAAGAUGUUGGUCUCUCAAGCUAUCAAGAGAGUCGAUUCAUUGCUCUACAGAAAGAGUGUCAAGAGCUUGCUUAGUCAAUAA